GUCUUUCAACACCGAUUUCAAUGGACUUUGACGCCCAAGAGUCCUCUGGAUAAGGUACUGUGUGUUGUGUCCUCUCAGGCUCCGCCAGAUACAAUUCAAAUCACCUCCGACCGCCACGACAUCCCUGGUUGUUUCUGAAUAUAAAACGCAAAGGCCAAGUAUGGCAUCGGGAUUGAUCAUGAUCCAUUCUCUGACCAGGUGAUCGCUGUGGAGGACAUUUCAGGAUAAUAACUCGGGGGCAUUGACAUGUCUAGCGAAGACAUCACAGCUUAAAACCGUACGAAGAACCACAAAGAUUUCAAACACCACAGUCGCACCAUUCUCAGUAAACCAUGCUCACCCUCCCCAUCAACAUGUCUACUCAAGGCAUUCUCCUCUUGGCUGUCAUCGCCAACACUAUUGUCCUCCUGGUCAUUCUCUUUCUAGUCCGACUCUCCAUGAUCCUGUCUCGGCAACGACCACCACGAACCCGUCCACAAGCAUCCACAGAGCAUCCAACCCAUCUCCUCGUCGUUCUAGGCUCAGGGGGACACACCGCAGAAAUGAUCAACAUUCUGUCCUCAAUACCCAAUCUCAACCGCCUGUUCACUCAUCGUACCUACGUUGUAAGCUCGGGCGACUCAUUCUCAGCCCAGAGAGCGCACGACUUCGAAAACCAGCUCAGCUCGAGGGACAAGAAUCCAUCCCCUUCGUCGUCGUCAUCUUCUUCUUCAUACACAAUCGCUACCAUCUACCGCGCCCGUAAGAUCCAUCAACCUCUCCUCACCACGCCAUUCAGCUCCUUGAAAUGUCUAAAGGAUAGUCUCCAAGUCCUGCGUCAACAUGAUCUCUAUCCAGACCUCAUCUUGACCAACGGACCAGGCACCGGCGUCAUCGUCGUGCUUGCAUCCAUCAUCCUCUUAUUCUUCGGACUUCAUGGACCUGUAGUUUCCCAUGCAUCAUCGGUAUCAGCAUCAGCAUCGCCACCACAAUCCUCCCACCCAACGGGUCGCAUGCGCUCCAUCUAUAUCGAAAGCUGGGCCCGUGUACGCACAUUGAGUCUCAGUGGUCGGAUUCUCAAGCCUCUGGUCGAUCGCUUCCUUGUCCAGUGGCCGCAGUUGGCGGUAUCCGAAGAUGAUGGGGUUGGUGUUCAAUUAGACUCGACAUCGCCCAAGCCGGAAUUUGUGCCGGCCAAGGCAGAAUUCAUUGGUCCACUUGUUUCAUGAAUACAGUACACGAUAUCCGGAUCAUGUGGUGAGUUUGAGACUGGAAUGAUAAUGUGACAUAGAGAAGAGAUAGAUGAAAUGUAAUAUUAUAAGUUUGUG
This is a messenger RNA of Exophiala mesophila, 1304 nucleotides long. RefSeq lists its product as uncharacterized. Lineage: Eukaryota; Fungi; Ascomycota; Eurotiomycetes; Chaetothyriales; Herpotrichiellaceae. The transcript has a single exon. Gene Ontology annotation, biological process: dolichol-linked oligosaccharide biosynthetic process. The record is from RefSeq and is a predicted model, not a curated record. Gene Ontology annotation, cellular component: UDP-N-acetylglucosamine transferase complex. The coding region runs from base 333 to 1205 and encodes 290 amino acids.